GGAACAGAUCAGUCAACCAAAUGUGAAAAAGGAGAGUUACAAGAAUCAACAGUAAACUCCAAAGCGGAGAAGGUAGGAUAAACCAUCUUCCACCUUGUGCUAAUUAAUCAAACGUUGAUGUUCAGAUUGCUAAAAAUAGUGUUUGGGAGUAAGAUUGCAACAAGGGUCAAAGGUAAGGAUCGGUGCCUGUAAUUUACCAAAAAUUUAAAUGCUAGCACUGCCAUUUUCGUCCGCCAUCGAGUUCUCCACCCUCAGGCCGCCUAUCCCCACCGAGCUGACCACUGCAAUACCGAUGGACAAAAUAAAUCAACCAAGUAUGGAUGUUACGGACAUAGAACAAAGAGAGAUGGAUGGUACUGCUGCCAAAGUGGAUGAUUUCAAGGGUAGAGUGGAUGAGAUAAUCACAAAAGUUGACAGACUUGAGCAUAGAGUGAGUGAAGUUGAGCAAUUUUACUCAACUACUGAAAUAAAGCAACCAAGCACGUCUAGAAAUGCCCCAAUUUUGAUCGAUAAAGAUAAGGAGAAACAUGUUCCCAGUAUGAAGAAGCUACAACAGGAUGCAUCACGCAGAGAGGCUGCUGCUGCAAAGAGAAUGCAAGAGCUAAUGCGCCAGUUUGGUACUAUAUUUCGUCAGAUCACACAGCACAAGUGGGCAUGGCCAUUUAUGCAACCAGUAGAUGUUGAAGGACUUGGGUUGCAUGAUUAUUAUCAGAUAAUUGACAGGCCCAUGGACUUCAGUACAAUAAAAAACCAAAUGGAGGCCAUGGAUGGGACUGGGUAUAAGCAUGUCCGGGAGAUAUGCUCUGAUGUGCGCCUGGUUUUUAAAAAUGCAAUGAAGUACAACGAUGAAAAGAGUGAUGUUCAUGUAAUGGCCAAAACCUUAUUGGAGAAAUUUGAGGAGAAGUGGCUGCAGUUUUUGCCAAAAGUUAUGGAAGAGGAAAAAAAACGAGAAGGGGAAGAAGCAGAAGCACGUUUUAAUGUGCAGCUCGCCCAGGAGGCAGUCCACAUGAAACUGGCCAGGGAUAUAAACAACGAGCUUUGUGAGGUUGAUAUGCACAUUGAAGAACUCAGGGAGAUGAUUGUUAAAAGAUGCAGACGUAUAUCUAUUAUGGAGAAAAGGAAACUUGGGAUUGAUCUCACCAAAUUAUGUCCUGGAGAUCUUAGCAAGGCACUAGAGAUAAUAGCUCAAAAUAACCCCAGCUUCCCAUCGACAGCUGAAAACGUGGAGCUUGACAUUAAUGCACAGAGUGAAUCAACACUGUGGAGGUUGAAGUUUUUUGUGAAGGAUGCAUUAAAAGACGAGCACAAGAAUUCAAACAAAGACGAUGAUGAUAAUAUCACCACCAAGAACGCUGCUAUCGCCCAAAAUGAUGGCACUGCCUCCAAACGCAAAAAAGAGAUAUGUGAUGCCGUUGCCAAGGUUGCCAAGCGUCGGAAUAAGAAGCUUGGUUAAUAUAUAUGCUAUAGAUGUAGUUGGCAUGUAGCAGGACAAUGUUUUCUUGCACCUCAGGGUAUUAACGCUGAUAGGAGUAAAAUGAAAAUGAGGACCUUGCAAAUCCUAGUGUUCUGAUCAUUGAGAAGUUGGCCAGCUUUUAAGCCCCAGUUUGCCAACUUACUACCCUAGACCCGGAUGAAUUAGCUAGUAGUGCUAUGUGUACAAAGUUGCCUAAAUUUGAAUUUCCUUUCGGAGAAGUUAUGGUUGGGGUUCCCGACUCGUGCAUAACGUAGCUCCUGGGUUUCAUUCUAUAUUUCUUGGCAUCUCUGUCUCCGACGUAUAAUCUUUUACUAGUCAAAUUGACUAAUGGUGAUCCAAAUGUUAUAAAAUUGAAAGGUCGGAGACUUGGAUACCGAAGAACAUAGGUCCAAAUUUCCUCAUUUUUACUUAGUUUACUGCUUUCUGCCCAAUUCCGUAAAUGAUAUCGUUAUUUGAUAUU
Messenger RNA from Olea europaea var. sylvestris, 1934 nucleotides. RefSeq names its product transcription factor GTE6-like. NCBI's taxonomy places the organism in Eukaryota, Viridiplantae, Streptophyta, Magnoliopsida, Lamiales, Oleaceae. The coding region runs from base 209 to 1453 and encodes 414 amino acids. Gene Ontology annotation, molecular function: protein binding. The transcript is spliced from 9 exons. The record is from RefSeq and is a predicted model, not a curated record.